AUGUAUGCAAAUUUGGGGAGUAUUGUGGACUCGAAUAAGGUUUUUGAUACCUUGACAAAACAUAAUGAAGUUUCUUGGAAUGCAAUUAUUUCGGGUUUUACAUUAAAUGGACUGCAUUUGGAAUCAUUUGAUCAUUUCCUUCAAAUGAAGAAUGAAGGAAUCAGGCCGAAUAUAUAUACAAUAAUUAGUAUUUCAAAAGCCGUAGGGCAAUUAGGUGAUAUGGACAAAGGGAAAGAAGUUCAGUCUGUUUCCUUUGAGUUGGGCGUAGAGUCUGAUGUGCAAGUGGGGACAGCUCCCAUUGAUCUCCAAGAAGCUUUGGAACUCCAUGUAAGAAUGCGUCAUAAUAAUAUAAAAUCGGAUGUCUAUACAUAUUGUAGUAUAUUCAAUGCCAUUGCUGAUUUUAAGUAUUUACAUUUCGGGAAGGAAGUUCAUGGGAUGGUUUUGAAGUCUAGUCGUGAUAUGAUGGUUAUUAGUGUUUGUAAUGCAACUGUUGAUGCAUAUGCCAAAUGUGGAGCUCCUGAAUACAUGAGGGAAAAAGGUUUUAGACCCAACCAGUUUACCUUCUCUAGUGUGUUGGUUUCUUAUUCUAGGCUUUGUUUUCUUGAGUACGGACAGCAAAUUCAUGGUCUUUUGUGCAAGGCUGGGUUGGACAAGUACAAGUGCAUAAAGAAUGCUCUGGUGGACAUAUAUGCAAAAUGUGGCAGUGUAAAUGAGGCAAAGAAGGUCUUUGAAAGAAUCUUUGAAUGGAUUUCUAACCCUGAUACUGUCUCAUGGACAGCCAUGAUAUCGGGUUAUGCCCAACAUGGUCUCAGAGGAUGUCGUUCGACUCUUUAG
Pistacia vera is the source of this 834-nucleotide messenger RNA. Its product is annotated as pentatricopeptide repeat-containing protein DOT4, chloroplastic-like. Gene Ontology annotation, molecular function: RNA binding; protein binding. Bases 1 to 834 code for a protein of 277 amino acids. Gene Ontology annotation, biological process: RNA modification. The record is from RefSeq and is a predicted model, not a curated record. NCBI's taxonomy places the organism in Eukaryota, Viridiplantae, Streptophyta, Magnoliopsida, Sapindales, Anacardiaceae. The transcript has 3 exons.